Molecule: messenger RNA, 1292 nt
Organism: Exophiala xenobiotica
Lineage: Eukaryota; Fungi; Ascomycota; Eurotiomycetes; Chaetothyriales; Herpotrichiellaceae
Exons: 2
Coding region: 379-1038 (219 amino acids)
Source: RefSeq, a predicted model, not a curated record
GGAUGAUGCUACUUCGCCCGAAGAUCGGUAUUCCGAACUCAGGUGUUCAGGCUCGUAUAUCGAAUGGUCUGGCCCGAGCUCGUAUUCUCGUGUUUCGGAAGCUGGCCGCUUCGCAAAAGGUCACACCAUUCCUCCUUUGGUCACGAGCGUCAUGCUGUGCACUUGAAGACCAUGACACCUGUACUGUGGUAAUCUGCAAAGAAAAUGCCGCCAUUGAGCACGGGAUCGAGAAAAUCUUUCGGCGUAAAUUGCAAGUAAUAAUCUACAGGGCAUGAGGACAAGAUGGAGAGCCCAGUACGCCAAUUACUAUCAUUGAGUUGACUCUAAGCAAAUCCUCUUUUGCAAACACCAUUACUAGUACGGAGUACUUCUGAAAACAUGAAGUUCAAGAUUAAGACCAGAGAGCUCGAGCUCACAAAGGCCCUCGAUGAGGUGUUCUUACGACUCUGCCUUAUGGCCCUGCGCGUCUGCCAGGCGGUCUUCUCGAUACCAAUUAUUGGUUUCGCGGCAGCAUUUACCAGCGCACUUUCCAGCGAGGACCAGAACGUACCUUCGAAGCUAUCCGCCGCGAUUGCCAUUGCCAGCGUCUGUACAGUCUACACAGGCCUGACAUUCCUACCAGUAAUCUUCGAGGGACCUCUGUUUUUCACGAUUGUAGCCAUCUUCGACGCUCUGUUUGUUGCUGCUUGGAGCAGCCUCAUUGGAGUCUGGGACAACGAGGGGACAGGGACCUGCAAUGCUUUUAUCAACAAGUAUUUCGAUGCACGUCCUCGAAAAUCAUACUUCUCGACGGACUGCAGCCUUGUCAAGGCGAUGUUUGCUUUCAUGAUCAUCAAUCUAUCCGCAUUUGUUGCAUCCACGGUUGUAUCGUUCUGCUUGCGCCUGAUCGAGCUCGAGCAUACGAUGGGCUGGAAGACCCUUCCGAUAUUCAACAAACGCGAAGAAAGAGGACGUCAUUGCGCCUGCUGCAAUCAUGACAAGUAUCAUCCUUCCCCUCCAUCGAGUGUCAGUGGUGAGCGGUUGACAACACCUGUGUGAGUCACAUUCUCGGAGGUUGACUUUAAUGGGCUGUAACUUUGGGACAAUCGGGAGAUCGGGAGUGCCUUUCAAACGCUGCAUCAGCGUACGCAAGCUCAGAUUCUUGCAGGGAACAGUGGCAAUGUAUUAUAGACGAGAUAUGGAUACUGGUGCAUUGAUUUAGCGACGAGUUUCUGGGCCGGUGAAUGUGUCAACAUCGAGAUUGGAAACUAAUUCCCUAAUAUAAUACCAUAUGAUUCGCAUUUCAAAAUGAA